Messenger RNA from Sorghum bicolor (sorghum), 2722 nucleotides. RefSeq lists its product as uncharacterized. Gene Ontology annotation, cellular component: cytoplasm. NCBI's taxonomy places the organism in Eukaryota, Viridiplantae, Streptophyta, Magnoliopsida, Poales, Poaceae. Gene Ontology annotation, biological process: mRNA destabilization. The transcript is spliced from 9 exons. Gene Ontology annotation, molecular function: mRNA binding. Bases 279 to 2198 code for a protein of 639 amino acids. The record is from RefSeq and is a predicted model, not a curated record.
GCUGCUAUGAUUUGAUCGGAGAGCCUUCAAAUUCAAAUCCUUCUUCUCCUUAUUAUUAUUAUCCGACCCGUCCGGUUUGUCGCCGAUUCGAUUUCUUUGAUUGAUUGAUUGAUUGAUGCGUCUGCCCCCCUCUGUGUCACCCUGCGUAAGAUCUUGCGUCAAUUCAGACGUUACUAAUGCUGUCAUGCCAUGGCUUAUGCGAUUCGAGAUGUAUUGAGUAAUAAAUUGGUUUAGAACCAGGGGGUCUCAAUUUGAGUUGAUCAGGCUUCUUGCUCCACAUGGUGCACGCUGCUGUUUCGCGCAGCCAAGAAGGUCUGGCGGAAUCGCCCGAGCUUCAGCUUAACGCAUUGCGAGUCCUUUUCGGCUCUAUGGAUAAGCAGGAGCCAGUAGCCAAUGUCGAACAAAAGAUAGGUCUCUCUGAGAAGCCUAAGGAGCAGCCUGUUGCCAGUAAGGAUGAGAAAGCAGCUGUACCACCAAUUUCAGUUGAUUCAAAUGCUAUCGAUCUACCAAGUGAAGGCCAAACCCAAGCUGGCACAUCCAACAUGGAUGGGGGCCAUAAUGGUGCACACAACUUCUAUGCUUCUCAGGCACAGCCAUUCUAUUACCAAGGCUCCGGAUAUGAAAACACUCCACAAGAAUGGGACACAUAUCCUCCCUACAUGAGUGUCGAAGGAUUGGAAGUGGGCCCACCAGUUGUAUACAAUGAGGACCCCUCAUUGAUGUUCCAUGGUGGCUAUGGUUAUGACCCAUAUGCUCAUUAUUCUCCUAUUGCAACACCUGUACCGACUGCUGUUAGUGGAGAUGGUCAGCUCUACUCCCCUCAGCAGUUCUCCUUCUCGGCUCCUUACUACCAGCAGUCAGUACCACCUGGCAUGCCAUAUUUAAGCUCUCCUACUCCAAUAUCACAGGGUGAUACAAAUACAAUGAUGCCGAUUGACCCAACACAAGGAGCUUUUAUCGCUGAUACCCUGAGUCCAAACAGCUUCCUGUUUGGCCCAAGACCUGAAUGGUUCAGAUCUUCAGAAGGAACUGGGUCAUUUCCAUCACCUGCAGCUUCACCUCAACCUUCUAGUGGUGUUCCAGGGACCUAUGGCCAAAGCAACUUUCCAAUGGCUUCAGGAAUGGCAUCGCCUCACCAGAAGCCCUUCUAUGGUUUGGGAUCCACAGCUGACUCCUACGGAAGGGGUUUUUCUCAUGGUGGAAUGUUCCCACAGGCCAGCAAUUAUGGAGGAUCCUUCACCAGCUUUGGCUUUAAUGGUAGAAGUUCGAUCUCGAUCGAGAAAGGGCGUAGGAGGGGAAGGGGUAAUGCACUUAUUUGCAGCUGCAAUGGCCCACUUGACUUUCUUAAUGAGCAAAGUCGGGGUCCACGUGCUACUAAGCCUAAGAAGCAACCAGAGGUUGACAGUAAGGAUGAGAAGCCUACCACAGGAGUUGGUCGUGAGUCAUACAACAAGCCUGACUUUGUUACAGAGUACAUGAAUGCCAGGUUUUUCAUCAUAAAAUCAUACAGUGAAGAUAAUGUGCACAAGAGUGUAAAAUAUGGUGUUUGGGCUAGCACCACAAAUGGAAACAAGAAACUGGACUUAGCAUAUCGUGAAGCUAAGGAGAAGGAAGAGCACUGUCCCAUUUUUCUGUUAUUUUCGGUGAAUGCCAGUGCACAAUUCUGUGGUGUUGCUGAGAUGAUUGGACCAGUGGACUUUGAGAAAAGUGUGGAUUACUGGCAGCAAGAUAAGUGGACUGGUCAAUUCCCUGUGAAGUGGCACAUAGUGAAGGAUGUCCCCAAUAAUCUUUUCCGGCAUAUAAUUCUUGAAAACAACGACAAUAAACCUGUAACAAACAGCCGAGAUACACAGGAGGUGAAACUAGAGCAAGGACUGGAGAUGCUGAAGAUCUUUAAGAACCAUGAUGAUGAUGCAUCAAUCCUUGAUGACUUUGACUUUUAUGAGGAGCGUGAGAAAGCACUGCAGGAAAAUAAGGCACGCCUGCAUCAGCAACAUCUACCCAGUUCUAUUGUUGUUGAGCCCAAGAAACCCUUGACUGUACCCACUGACCUCGUGAGCCAUAUCACCAAGAGUUUUGCUCAGGCUGUGCGGCUUGGUGAGGCCAAGACUGUAAGCCCUUUGGCUGAGAAAGUUUCUGGCGGUGAUUCGUCUAUUCCUGUGAAGCCUGUUGAAGUUAAGCAGAGUGGUUUAUCUUAGGAACUCUUGAUCGAUGUUAUUGAACUGUACUCAAAACAUCAUCCAUACGGUUCCUGAUCAAAAUAUCAGGAAUGCAUAUACAGAUGGAUGAUGAUGAUGAAACCUAAGACAUCGGCAAAGAUGGCUUCUUGCGCUUUUGGUCAAGCAUGCAUGUACACUAGGGUAGGUCUUUGCCAACCUUGGAAGCAUAGUUUCUUGAAUAGUUUCUCUCUCUUUUUUUCUUCCUCUUCCUAGUAUUCCUCUCCUUCUCUCUGCAUCAUAUGAUGAUUCCUUAGUGUCUAGCCUUAAGGGGAGGUGCAGUUUUUGUGCAAGCCUCUGUAAGUUUCCUGUUCCAUCGCAUAUGAAUAAGGCCUUUUUUUGCUUCUUUUUAUUUAAGUAAAAAAUCCCUCUUUUAUCUACUAUUCUGUGGCAGUUUUAUUAUACUAUGUCACCUAUUCACUAUGUAAGCAAAAACAUAUAAACGCUAUCCAGGUGACCUGGUUGUGAUGACUGCAGUAAUAAGUAACUGAAUGAUUGUUUAUGUU